AUGACUCUAACCCUACGAUAACAUUGCUCUCGUUCACUUUAACACCGAGUUUUCUUCCGUUAUCAGCAUUUCAAACCAUUGAGUCAAUCACUAUACAUAUUGUUGCAACUAAAACUUUGUAGUUAGUCAGUAAUACAUCGGACGUGCUUACGUUUAAAGCAGUGCUUCGCUAACAAGAAAAAUGUCUUUUUUUAUCAUUUUAUUUCUUAUAAUCAUACUGCUGAUAUUCUCGGCCGACCGAAUACGGGCAAUCUAUUUGUCUUGGUUUAUCAACGGACCAAUAGCGUUACCGGUGAUUGGAAAUGGAAUGUUGGCAUUAAAUAAAACGCCAGAAGAAAAUUUUCAGUUGGUUCUUUAUCUAGACAAACAUUAUGGCAAGUUAUAUCGAGCAUGGGCCGGAUCACAAUUGAUGAUAGUAAUGAGCCAUCCGAAAUAUACGGAGACAAUUUUAAGCAGCUCCAAACACAUAACCAAAUCAUGUGAAUACAAUAUGCUAAGUCACUGGAUGAAAGAGGGCCUUCUAUUGAGUAAAGGUAAAAAGUGGCUGCAGCGAAGAAAAAUCCUAACGCCAGCCUUUCACUUUUCAAUACUUGAAGAGUAUGUGGACUGUUUCGAUACUCAAAGCAGUAUUUUGGUCAAUAAGCUAAAGAACUAUGAGCCCAACGAAAAAAUCGAAUUUCAUCCGUUAAUCACACUGUGUGCUUUGGACGUCAUAUGCGAAACAACAAUGGGAACGUCUCUGAAUGCUCAGUCUGGCGAUUCAGCAUAUGCCACCGCAGUUAAAGACAUUGCCAAUUCAAUGGUUACUCGAUUCUUCAACGUUUUGCUGCGACUCGAUGUUAUAUGGGGAUUGUCGCCGCAACAUCGAAUGCAGCGUAAUAUUCUGAAAGUCCUACAUCAGUUCACUGAAAAUGUUAUUAAGGAACGUCGAUCGAAACUUGAUGGACUGGUCAACAACAAUUCGGUCGAGAGUAUCAACGACGUUGGAAUAAAGCAGAAAAAAGCAUUCAUCGACAUUUUGCUGAAUUCGACCAUAGAUGGUAAACCGCUCAGUGAUAUUGAUAUCAGAGAGGAAGUGGACACGUUUAUGUUCGAGGGUCACGAUACAACCACCAGUUGCUUACUUUUCUCACUGUACAACAUUGCGAAGAAACCGGAAGUGCAGCAAAAGUGUUUCGAUGAAAUUAGAGACAUUUUCGGCAAUGACAAAACGAGACCUACUGAAAUGAAGGAUUUGAAUGAUUUGCAUUAUUUGGAACUAGUGAUCAAGGAAACACUCAGAUUGUAUCCAUCAGUUCCUCUCAUCGGACGACAUAUUACCGAAGAAGUUGAGCUCUACGAUGGUACUAUCAUUCCAAAAGACGCUGACGUGAUCAUUAACCUAUUUAGUAUGGGCAGAGACAGUACAUUAUAUUCGAAUCCGGAUGAUUUUCAACCGGAACGAUUUGAAUUGGACGUGGAAAAAUUGAGCCACUUUUCGUAUACACCAUUCAGUGCCGGACCCAGAAACUGUAUCGGACAAAAGUUUGCAGUAUUGGAAAUGAAGUCAGUCAUUGCGAAAAUACUACGAAAUUUCGAAAUUCGUCUGGCUGAUGAUACGUUAAACGCACCGCUUAUUCUAUCCGCCGAAUUGGUGUUAAUAGCGAAAAAUCCAUUGAACUUCCACAUUCAGCCGCGCAAUUAUGGAUGAAUGGCCAGCGGAUUCGGUGAAUAAAAUUUUGAUUUUUCGAUUUUUCUUUAAACUGUCGAUACGGGGGAAUAAAACAGCGGGAAUUUUUAACCGAUUUUAUGAUGUAAUUUCAAAUAAUAUACAAAUGAUGCGUA
Messenger RNA from Bradysia coprophila, 1824 nucleotides. RefSeq names its product cytochrome P450 4d1-like. The record is from RefSeq and is a predicted model, not a curated record. Gene Ontology annotation, molecular function: heme binding; oxidoreductase activity, acting on paired donors, with incorporation or reduction of molecular oxygen; iron ion binding. Lineage: Eukaryota; Metazoa; Arthropoda; Insecta; Diptera; Sciaridae.